Erigeron canadensis is the source of this 1992-nucleotide messenger RNA. Its product is annotated as protein FAR1-RELATED SEQUENCE 11-like. The coding region runs from base 1 to 1992 and encodes 663 amino acids. NCBI's taxonomy places the organism in Eukaryota, Viridiplantae, Streptophyta, Magnoliopsida, Asterales, Asteraceae. The transcript is spliced from 6 exons. The record is from RefSeq and is a predicted model, not a curated record. Gene Ontology annotation, biological process: regulation of DNA-templated transcription.
AUGUUUGAUUUGAACAAUCUUCCAGACGAUGAUUACGAUGAAAAUAUUAUUGAUGAAACAUUGAAUAAUGAACCUUUUAUUGGUCAAACUUUUAGCACUUUUCAAGAGGCAUUUGUUUUCUAUGAAAAUUAUGCGAAACAAUAUGGAUUUACAGUUCGCAAAGAUCGGUCUCAUAAAAGAAAUGAUACGACAGUUAGACGUGAUAUUUGUUGUCAUCGUGAAGGAAAGAAGCGAUUAAAACUAGUUGAUCUUUCUAAGAAUCAACGAAAUAGGGGCUCAAUAAAAUGUGAGUGCAAUGCUCAUAUGCGUGUUACUUUGAAAAGAAGUUGUGAUAUAUUUCCAGAAGAAUGGCAUGUUACAACUUUUGUAAAGGAUCACAAUCAUGAAUUAUUGUCACCCGAUGAAAUGCGUUAUCUUCCUGCUAACCGCAUUAUCACUCCAGAGGAUGAACGACAAAUUUUACUAUAUAAAGAGGCCGGGCUCAAUGUUCGACAGAUUAUAAAUGUAAUGGAACUCCAAAAACAAGUGAAACAUGGUGAUCUUUCUUUUCAAGAAAAAGAUGUCCAUAAUUUGUUUGCUAGAGUGAAAAGAGCACUUGGAGAUAAUGAUGCAAUGGAACUUAUAAAUUAUAUGGAAGCUUCAAAAGAAAAAAAUAAUAAGUUUCAUUAUGAAUACACCGUUGAUGAAGAUAUGAGGCUAGAAAAUAUAUUCUGGUGUCAUCCUCAAAGCUUCGAUUGGUAUGAAAAAUUUGGGGAUGUAAUUGUAUUUGAUACCACUUACAAGGUCAAUGCGUAUGACAUGUCAUGUGCACUUUUCGUUGGCAUUAAUAAUCAUGGAAAAACUGUUCUGUUUGCAAGUGCACUUCUUCGUAAUGAGACUGUCAAAACAUUUACGUGGUUGAUGAAGACUUUUGUGGCCAUCAUGAAAAAACCAUCACAAACAAUCAUCACUGAUCAAGAUCCAUGGAUGACUGAAGCAAUUGCAACUGAAAUGCCAACUACAAAACACAGCUUUUGUAUAUGGCAUAUCACUACUAAAUUUAGUUGUUGGUUUGCAGCUCUUCUCCGUACUCAGUACCAAAAUUGGUGUGGUGAUUUCUAUACACUUUAUAAGAUGACUUCUAUAGAAGAAUUCGAGCAUAGUUGGCCAUUAAUUGUUUCAAAGUAUAACUUGCAAAAAAACAAUCAUGUGCAAGGUUUAUACAAAAUUAGGAAGUCAUGGGCUCCUGCCUAUCUUCGAAAUUAUUUUUUUGGUGGAAUGAAAUCAACUAGCACAUCAGAGAGCAUAAAUGCUUUUAUUAAACGAUUUGUUUUCUCUCGCACAAGUUUGAGAGAGUUUGUUAAGCAGGUUGAUUUAGCCGUUGAAGAAAUUGGAAUUCGUGAGGCGAAAGACAAAAUGUCAACUACACUUACACAUGUUCCUUUAAAGACAAAAUCUCCGUUGGAAGAACAGGCUUAUGGAAUUCUUACACCAUUUGCUUUUAAUAAGUUUCAAGUUGAAUUUCAAAGAGCGAACCAGUAUUCGAUUGUAUGCGUUGAAGAAAGCCAUGAAAUUUGUAUGCAAUUUUUUAAGAAAUAUCCUUGUGCUGAAGAAGAAUGGGACCUUCAUGUUCUUCCUACUGAUUCCAUUAGACCAGUCUUGGCAGAAACAUUCCCAAAAUCCAGCCUAAUGGAGUCAUUUGUACCAUUUGGAGGUUUUUUUUCUAUGCCAUCUGAUAUAAAAAGUCCAUUAAGGGUAUCAAGCCAUUUUGGAUCCUUAUGUCACAUUUGUGAUGAGAAGUUUAAGCUAGAAGUGAAUGAUGUUUCGCAAGGAGGACUUACUGGUUCGGUUUCGGAUCAUUGUAGGUCAAAUUUGCCUUCUUGGUUACAAAUGUCCCAAUUAUCUGCAAACAGCGAAAUGGAUAUGGUGCAGUACAGAGACAGUGGUACAGUGCAGAGACAGAGUGUGCAGGCAGAGACAGAGUGUGCAGGCAGACAGAGUGACAGAACAUAG